CAGUAUACACCCGCCUGCAUAGGGGCUGUCAUUGCCUGGCUACUCGAGGAGGAGGCAUCCCUUUGGUUUUGGCCUCCAGGUCGUGGGACCAGCGGGGGCGCGGGUGACGAGCCAGAAUGGGUGCAAUUGGUUGACUUGGGGCGCCAGAGAACAUGGUAUCAGGGGCGGCAGAGUGAUGGAACAGCCUGGGACGAAUCGGGACAGGACGCUCGGCUAGGUUUCAGAUGGAUGCCCGAAGACCCUAGAGACAGCUCCACUGAGAGUGAGGCGUGGUGUCAAGCCAAGCCGCUGGGUGUUGGCACGGAUACACCCCUGGCAUCCAGAUUAGGAUCAUGACUCCUGUGAGCAGCCAUGAAGUGGCGGAGAGUGUUUUUGACCUGGACUAUGCUUCCUGGAAGAUUCGCUCGACGCUAGCAGUAGCUGGCUUUGUCUUCUACCUGGGCGUCUUUGUGGUCUGCCACCAGCUGUCAUCCUCCCUGAAUGCCACCUACCGCUCUCUGGCAGCCAGAGAGAAGGUCUUCUGGAACCUGGCAGCUACCCGUGCUGUCUUUGGUGUCCAGAGCACAGCUGCAGGCCUAUGGGCCCUGCUGGGGGACCCUGUGCUCCCUGCCGACAAAGCACUUGGCCAGCAGAGCUGGUGCUGGUUUCACAUCACCACAGCCACCGGAUUCUUCUUCUUUGAGAAUGUGGCUGUUCAUCUGUCCAACCUGUUCUUCUGGACGUUUGACCUGUUUCUGGUUGUCCACCACUUCUUCGCCUUUCUCGGGUUUCUCGGCUCAAUGGUCAAUCUCAGAGCUGGCCACUAUCUAGCCAUGGCCACUUUGCUCCUAGAGAUGAGCACGCCCUUCACCUGUGUCUCCUGGAUGCUUCUGAAGGCCGGCUGGUCAGGCUCCCUGUUCUGGAAGGUCAACCAGUGGCUCAUGAUCCACAUGUUUCACUGCCGCAUGAUCCUCACCUACCACCUCUGGUGGGUGAGCCUCACGCACUGGGACGCCCUCGUCAGCAGCCUGUACCUGCCUCACUUUGCACUGUUCCUCUGUGGGUUGGCCCUGCUCACGUUCAUCAUCAACCCCUACUGGACACACAAAAAGACUCAGCAGCUUCUCAAUCCUGUGGAUUGGAACUUCGCACAGCCUGAAGCCAAGGGCAGCAGGCAAGAAAGGACCAACGGCCAGGUGCCCCAGAAAAAGAGGCUCUAGAACCCAGGGACCAGGUGGACCGUGACGCCGGUGGACGAGUGCCCAGGAUUCUGCAGAGAUCCGUACAUAGUGAACAGAUGAGGAUGUGAAUGAGCUUAGAUCUAGGUGCAUACUAACUUGUCCUUUAGUAUUAAUUCUAAAGUAGCCAUGAAGUAUCGCUGGGGCCGUGGCUUGUCCGCAGGAGGUCUUUGCCAUCAUGAUCUUCUUCUGGUCUGGCCUCAACCAUCCUGUGUCUGUCAGGGAAGGAGCCAUGGUGGCUAGGCGUGCAGGCUGCCAAGGAGGCCAGUCUGGAUCAUUGAAAGGAUUGACCAAGGAGGUCCCCAUGUGGGUGUGGACAUGUCUUGUUCGGAAGUCAUGUUCUCUUUCAUUGCAAAGAACUGACCCAAGAAAAUGUGAUUUGCUCGUAUUUGCUCGUGAAUACUUCCUAGCAGGUGGAAUUUUAAGCCGGUGGCCACGCACCUCCCUCUAGUGGCAAGAAUCGGAAGGACACAGUUCUGGUAAAGGGUUCUUUGUGUCUUAUCAGAGUUUGCCCACCCCUCCUGGCACAGUAGAGGUGUGAAAGCUUGUAUUUUGAAAACAAAAUACCCCUCAAGGAACCUAAUAACCUGUUUUUUUUUUGUUUUGUUUUGUUUUUGUUUUUUAAUGAGAACUUUUAGUGAUAUAUUUCUCAAUUGACAGAAUAAGGUGUCUGGCUCUUCGGGCUAUUUCCAAUUGACCAAAGUGGCUAGGCUAGCAUCCAGCUGUGCACUGUCAAUUUCAGGGCAGGGCAGAGAUGACUGCUCCCCUCCAGGCUGUGAGGGGGUGCUGUAUCUAGAGAUACCCAUCCUGAGUUGCUGGGGUCCAGGACAAGCAGCCUGCCUGAUGUGACCCCAUGCCAGUGUUCUCACUGCACUGUUUGUGGGUACCAUGGCCAGGCACUGGCUAGCCACGCUAUUGGCAGACACGAAAACGUUCCCCAAGAGUGUGCAAUUGAAGUACAUUUCAUUUUUGUCAAAACCGCCUUUGAAAUGGUGGUAUCUCUGGAAAAUCAUGUGUGACUUCUGCUUGCCGUGGAGGGGCGGCCUCAGCAUAUUUUGACUACUAGCCCUUUAACUUUAUCAGGAUGUAUGAUGCCUAUUUAUUUCUUUCUAAGAAAGCCCUUCCUCUGUGUCCCCAAGAUGCUCAGCUGCAAACCCUGUAGCUCCUGUGUCUGCUUUGUCGAGGCACCAGCCUGGUGGUUUCUAACUGGGCAGGAGUUUAACAAAGUGACACCUGCUUACAGAACCCAAGCACAUGCCAGUCCCUGCCAGAUCAUGUGAGCCCCACGCUCACUGUUUGAGGGUCUGGGAACACCCCGUGUCCAGAGGACCAGGGUGCAGCUGGAAAGUUCAUCUGACUUUCUCUGGCUUCCACUAGGGGCGUGACCUCACUUUACAUCCUCUGCCUUUGCGUGUGUCAACUGAGUGGCAUUCAGGUGGCUUCUGGUUGCCCCCCUCCUCCACAUCUCUUCUGAGCAGAACUUCUCCCUGGGACCUCAGAGACGAGAGUGACCAGGGAGAAGGCUCAGGGGAUGGUGUGACCAGCAGUCCCUGCCUUUAUUGCCCAGAGCAGUGGUUCUCAUGCUGCAACCUUUUAACACAGUCCCUCAUGUUGUGCUGACCCCCAACCACAAGCUAAUUUUUGUUGCUCCUUCGUAACUGUAAUUUUGCCACUGUUGUGAAUCAUAAUAUAAAUAUCCAUGUUGUCCGA
Molecule: messenger RNA, 2927 nt
Organism: Psammomys obesus (fat sand rat)
Lineage: Eukaryota; Metazoa; Chordata; Mammalia; Rodentia; Muridae
Gene: Cln8
Product: CLN8 transmembrane ER and ERGIC protein
Exons: 3
Coding region: 333-1199 (288 amino acids)
Biological process (GO): lipid homeostasis
Cellular component (GO): membrane; endoplasmic reticulum
Source: RefSeq, a predicted model, not a curated record